Rubroshorea leprosula is the source of this 993-nucleotide messenger RNA. The record is from the annotation of a GenBank genome assembly. Lineage: Eukaryota; Viridiplantae; Streptophyta; Magnoliopsida; Malvales; Dipterocarpaceae.
AGUACAAAAGGGGAUAGCCUCUCUUUCCUCCCUGCAUUCCGAAGAUUCAGAAAGAUUUCAAAGAUGGGUUGUGGUGAAUCCAAGCACCAAGUUGCUGAUGGAAACACCAUGGCCCGGAGGAAAUCAAGUAUUAUAUCUAGGUGGAACAGAGGCCGGGAAACCCCACCAGAAACAAGCACAAAUAAAGACACAACAUCCUCGCCGGAGCAAAAUAAAUCUGGAGGAGGGGCUGAGAAUGUGAAAACAGAAACGGAUGGUAGCAAAACAAGCUCAUUGAUAGAACAGAAAGGAGGAGAAGAGGUCAAGAAUGCAGAUGGGGUCAAAAGUGCUGAAGCAAAAACAGAGGAGAAAGGUGGGGAUGUCAAGAGUGAUUCUUCGGUAGAUGUGGUGGAAUUGAAGGAAGGAGAUGAGAAGAGCAAUGUUGUGGAAGCUGCUGAGGAAAAAUCUGAAGAUGGAAAAGAGUGUUUGGCUAAUGAGAAAGUGAAGGAAACAGAAGCAGUGGACGCCAUCGAAGCAGAGAAGCCUGUAAUUGCUGAGGAAGAUACCUCGGUGAAGGAAACAGAAGCCAAUGUUGAAGCAGCAGAGCCUGAAAAAGUGGAGGAAGCUAAGUUGGUCGAGGAAACAGAAGCAGUGGAAUCCGUUGAAGCAGAUAGCCUGGUCAAGGAAACAGAGCCUGAAAUUGUGAAGGAAGAAAACUUGAUGAAAGAAAGGGAAGCAGAGGUUUCAAAGAACCCAACUGGAGAACAGGAUUUGACUGAGAACAAGGAGGAGACACCUGCUGGUUCAGCAACAAAGGAACCCUGAAGCUUGUCCUGCAUUUAAUAUCUGUUCAUCAUAGUGUAUUGUUUUUCAUUUCUAUUUAUGUACUGAAAUUAUGAUGAUUCUCUGAACCCACAAUCAUGGAAAAAAUAUAAGGGUUGAGGGAUCUAGGGGGAACAUCAAAAGUAAGUACAAUGUGUUUGUUUCAUGGUAUAAUAUAUAUGGCUUUUGACA